Messenger RNA from Gamsiella multidivaricata, 1161 nucleotides. RefSeq lists its product as uncharacterized. The transcript has a single exon. Bases 189 to 995 code for a protein of 268 amino acids. Lineage: Eukaryota; Fungi; Mortierellomycota; Mortierellomycetes; Mortierellales; Mortierellaceae. The record is from RefSeq and is a predicted model, not a curated record.
UUUAAGUCGUUUCUGUAAUUACUCAUCACACUUAAUUUGUUAAUGUAUCUUCAUAGGACUCGGCAAGGGUUCAGUACCAGCUACCAAGUCUCAUUGCAUCCUUGUCGCCACCUACCAGUCCUAAACGCCGUUCUUCACCAUACAGCAUUCCAUCGACUCAGGAACGUGACGCUCUCCGACUGCGACGUAUGCCUCGCUUCAAGGCUAGGCCAUUAAAUCCGAAGGUUUUCACCAGUGCUGGAGAUUUAGGCGUGCCUCGCAUCCAAAAGAGACCACUCACUGUACCAGUGUCGCCAGAAUUCAGCAAAAGAAAAACGAGGAGUGUGGUUGCUGAGAGUGAUUUGAAAGCGAAGGAAGUUGUCAACGGUGCAGCAGCAAUGCGGUUGAAGAACAUGGUCAGAACAGAAAAGGCUGCUGUUAGUCAUUCCAGGCCUAGCGAUAUACACAAGCUGUCUCAACCUACCAUACCGGAAAGGAAUAACCUUCAAACCAUAGGAGCAGGAGUUCAGACGACGAUGUUCGGUCGAAAAGGAGUUGCAGCGACGGCUGCUAUCAGGAUGUCUGCCACUCCUGUGACUCUCUCGGGGUUCAAUCCGCUGGUGGUUCCAAGCGUAGAUCAGACGCGCACCAAGACUCAUCUUUGUUCGAUCACAGGGCCGCCUCGACGCGAAGAGGGGCCUUCGACACCACCGAUUCCCAAAGCACCGAUUUUGACGACAACCACCUCCAGAUCGAAAUCAAGAUCAAAGUCACAACCCGGUCCACCCAUGUCGAAGCUGCGUCGACCAGUAACGCGGCCUGUUCCAUUUGCGUUUGCAACUUCAGAGCUCCAGAGGCGGCGGAUGUUAUUUGAGCCUACGAUCAGUAAGCCUACAGAGGCAGCGACCUCCUCUGCGGCGGCCCCCGUGAGUCCCAUUAUAUCAACGGUAUUAACGGCUAGUACCGCCGCUCGCUUCACGUCCAGUGCAAGUGCGUUGCGAUUGGAGGAUUUGUAGUCCAUUGGGUAGCUGGAUAUCCAUGAAAUAAAGCGGUCGUCUUUAAACGAAAUGUUUACGCCGCCUGUCAUCUCCAUGAGUAACCUAGACUGAGUCCACAAUCAGAUCAGGCUCAGGACCAGCAACCAUCGACAUUCUCUUCGCGCCAUAUUCGAGCAAGUGUCAG